CGGCCGCCGCCAGCAGCGAGCACACACAAUAUGUGGUGGCUCGCGAAAACGGGAGGCAGGAGCCUGGCGGGCAGCCCGCGCCGGUAACCGGCCCCAUGUGAGACGGGAGCUCGCCUUUCGCUGCCCGGAGACGAUCGGCCGCCCAGCGCGAUGUCUUUCCGAGAGACCAAGGCGGGGGAAAAAGCCAAGCACCCUGAAGAUCAUGGCAAAAAGCAGAGUUCAAGUUGGAUCAACGGAAUGGAGAACAGCACGCAAGCCAGCACUUCUGUCGAGAAAAGAAAUCACCAUUGGAGAAGUUACAAGUUGAUUAUUGACCCGGCUCUGAAAAAAGGACAGCACAAACUCUACCGUUACGAUGGGCAACAUUUCAGCAUGCCUAACUCGGGGAUCGCUCCUGUGGACUGUGUCAGGGAUCCCAGAAUAGGGCGAAUAUGGACCAAAACUAAGGAGUUGGAGCUGUCUGUCCCCAAAUUCAAGAUUGAUGAAUUUUACGUGGGGCCAGUGCCUCCCAAGCAGGUCACUUUUGCCAAGCUGAAUGACAACAUCCGUGAAAACUUUUUGGCCGACAUGUGCAAGAAGUACGGCGAAGUGGAAGAGGUGGAAAUUCUAUACAACCCCAAGAACAAGAAGCACCUGGGCAUUGCCAAAGUCAUCUUUGCCACUGUCAAGGGUGCCCGGGAGGCUGUGCAGCACCUUCACAACACCUCUGUCAUGGGCAACAUCAUCCACGUGGAGCUGGAUACAAAAGGUGAAACCCGCAUGAGAUUCUAUGAACUGCUGGUUAAUGGUCUUUACACUCCUCAGACCCUCCCUGUAGGCACUGAACAGGAUGUGUCCCCAACUGGGAAUGAAGCUCUCCAGUUGACGGACUCCCUGAAGCGCUUGAAGGACAGUUCCCUGUCUUCCGCGGGAUCCUCCGUUACCCCAAACAGCAGCACGCCCUUUUCCCACGACACAGCCUAUUCCAGCUGUCGGCAAGACACCCCAAACUCCUACAGCCAAUUCACCCCACAGUCCCAAGGAACACCCCACACCCCACGCCUGGGGACACCGUUCUCCCAGGAUUCCACCUACUCCAGCCGACAGACAACGCCUGUGUACCAUUUUGGGCAGGACAGUGGGUACAAACCCAGGAGGCACGAGACGAAAUUUACGGAUGCGUACAACCGUCGCCCGGGACACCACUACCUGCACAACUCGGCGGGGGUGUUCCGAGGCACAGAGCAUCAGUUUAGCACAUUCAAAUCCCAUCAGCAGGAGCCAGUUCAGUUCUCUCACACUCCUCCCCUGAGCCACUCUAGUUCUUCGAGCUAUAAAUCCGCCUUCUCCCCCUACCAAGCACCAGCUGUUUUUCCCCAAUCUGAUGAACAGCCGUUUCCCCAAACUUCCAGGGAGACAGAGUACCGGAGACCUGCACCGCCUCCCACCGAGAUGGUUGUGGAAAGCAGCGCUGCCCCGAGCAUCGAUUUUGUCCCAGUGAAGGAGAAACCAGAGGAGCCUCCGCCCUUGCCCGACUCAAACUCUGUUCCUGAACCGAGCACAGCAUCCUUCUCUCAGACUCCAGAGAGGAGUGAGACCCCUGGCACCCCCACCAUGGAGUCUGAGAUGCAGCAUAACAGUUUAGACUCAAGGAUUGAGAUGCUCUUAAAAGAGCAGAGAACAAAAUUACCUUUUCUUAACGAGCAUGACUCAGAUAAUGAGAUCCGAAUGGAAGGUAGCCCUAUUUCCUCCUCUUCUUCCCAGCUCUCCCCCAUCCCAACAUACGGUUCGAACUCUCAGCCUGGUUUCAGGGGUCAGACGCCUUCCUCACGCCCUUCCAGCACAGGUUUGGAGGACAUCAGCCCCACACCCUUACCUGACUCUGAUGAUGACGAGCCCAUCCCUGGGACAGCUUCUCUGAGUCAGAAUUCCCGGGGAACAUCGGAGGCCAGCAUGACUCCCAUUGAUCAGCUGAGCAGGACCUCCAAAAUUGAAACCCUGGAGGCUAAAGAAAUGGUACCUGGUGACCAGACUCCAACAUCAGAAAAAAUGGACGAGGGUCAGCAUUCCUCAGGGGAGGACAUGGAAAUCUCCGACGACGAGACCAACCCUGCGCCCAUCACCAGCGCGGAAUGUGCCAAAACCAUUGUGGUGAACUCCUCCGUCAGCAACACGGCCGUGCUGGCCCCGUCCAUCCCCCCCCUGCCACCACCGGGAUUCCCUCCUCUUCCUCCUCCGCCGCCCCCGCAGCCCGGCUUCCCCAUGCCCCCGCCGCUGCCUCCACCGCCGCCGCCCACGCACCCGGCCGUCACCGUGCCCCCGCCGCCGCUGCCCGCCCCGCCCGGGGUCCCUCCACCUCACAUCCUGCCCCCGCUGCCCCCCUUCCAUCCCGGCAUGUUCCCGGUCAUGCAGGUGGAUAUGAUCAGUGUCUUGGGCAACCAGUGGGGUGGCAUGCCGAUGUCCUUCCAGAUGCAAACUCAGAUGCUGAGCCGCAUGAUGCAGGCGCAGAACACGUACCAGUACCCGCCUUUCGUGACGGGUCGGAUGCAGUUUGUGAAUCUUCCUCCCUACCGCCCGUUCUCGAUGGGAGCCGCUCUCGCCCGCGGGCAGCAGUGGCCACCGCUGCCCAAGUUUGACCCCUCGGUUCCGCCCCCGGGUUAUGAGCCGAAGAAGGAAGAUCCCCACAAAGCCACUGUGGAUGGAGUCCUCCUGGUCAUAGUGAAGGAACUAAAGGCCAUCAUGAAAAGGGACCUGAACCGCAAGAUGGUCGAAGUGGUGGCGUUCCGGGCGUUUGAUGACUGGUGGGACAAGAAGGAACGUCUUGCAAAAGCGUCUCUCACUCCAGUGAAGUCUGGAGGAGAACUGGAGGAAAAACCAAAGCCAAAGGAUCGAAUUGCCUCUUGUCUUCUGGAGAACUGGAACAAAGGAGAAGGGCUGGGAUAUGAGGCAAUCGGCUUGGGCAUUGGGUUACGAGGGGCCAUCCGGCUGCCAUCCUUCAAGGUGAAAAGAAAGGAGCCACCUGAAGCUGCCUCAGCGGGAGAUCAGAAGAGAAUCCGGCCUUCUACUUCUGUGGAUGAUGAAGAUGAAGAGUCUGAGAGGGACAGGGAUGCUUCUGAUACAACAUCUGAGCUGUCAAAGAAGGAUGCAGAGGCAGUGGGGCUGCGACGGCGACCAGCAAGGCCGUUGGAGCUCGACAGCGAGGGAGAAGAAGGAGAUGAGACAUCAGGGAAAGAGGAAGAGUCCUCCUCAGAGAAGGAAGAGGAGCAGGAAGAAGAGGGAGGCUUGGUGAAAGCAGCACCUGGCAAGGAGGAAGAGGAGGAUGAGGAGGAUGAAGAUGAUGAGGAUGAAGAUGAUGAUGAAGACGAGGAUGAAGAUGAUGAGGAGGAGACAGGCAUAGAUACAAGUGACAAGGAGGAGGAGCAGGACUCCGAGGAGGGUAAGCAGCUCCACUGGAAGCAGCGAGUGUCACCCUCGGGUCAGCUGUGGUCUCCCUUCUUCUUUUAUGUAGCAAGUCCCUCAUCUUCCAAGGCUGAAGUUGAAUCAUCUGAUGAAAGUGAGGACUCCUCUGAAUUUGAGUCAAGUUCAGACUCGGAUGAUGAAGAUGAGGAGGACGAUGAUGACGAUGAAGAUGAGGAGGAGGAAGAGGAGGAAGAGGUGGCUGAAGAUCAAAGCAGAGAAGCCAUGGUUGCUGAGCCAGAGCAUGAACCUGCUGGUCUUGAGCUUCCUGAUGAUGAGAGGGAGACUAUUUUGGACCUGUAUCCUGUGGAUGACUACAUGGAUGCAACAGGCUUGGGACUUGCUGAGCCAGCUUUGGCUGUGAAAGAUGAAGGCAGUGGAGAAAUCAAGGCAGGGGAAAGUGAGUGCGGCCAAGUCCCGGGGGCUUCUAUUGCUGCUGAAACUCUGAAACACUUGGUUAUGGAAAGAGACCAGGAGACAAAACUUGCACUCUCUCCCAUCUGUAGGCCAGAGGAGGAGUCCGAACCCACUUCCAUGCUGGAGCCGGAGGUACAGGAAGGUCCAAAGCCUGAAUCUCAAGAUGAGGAAGCAGCUCUCUGUAUCUCUACUCCAGUGGCAGUCUUUGGAGAACCUCUGCCCAGCAAAAGCAGCUUCUUUGGCAAGUCUGAGGAGAGCAGCUUGGAAGCCCGAGUUAAAGCAAAGCCACCGUCGGCAGCAGAGGAGGACGAGCGGCUGCCCCGCACGCCUGGACGGGAGGUGAUGACCCACUCGGAGACUGAGACUCUCCUGCUUCCAGCCCACAAGGUGCCAUCCUCCAUGCUUCCCUUGCCAUCGACACCCGGCAAGGAAGAAUCUUUAGUCCCUCCAGAAAAGUUCCCUGAACAAUUACUGGUGACCAAAACGUCCGUGGAAGAGGAGAUUCCUAGGACUCCCGGGCGGGACAUUUUGGCCAAGUCUUCACACCCCCUCGCGAAGUCGCAGAGCACGGACACUGUUCCAGCCACGCCAGGAAGUGAUGCUCCCCUUACAGGAAGCAGCUUGACCCUCAGUUCCCCUCAAGUCCCAGGGAGCCCCUUUUCCUACCCAUCCCAAUCUCCUGGCAUUAACAGUGGCAUUCCUCGGACUCCUGGGAGAGAUUUCAAUUUCACGCCUACUUUCCCAGAGGCUGGUGCUACCAUUCCUUGCCUUCUGCCUGGCAAGAAACAGUCAGAGGAUGAGCUAGAAGAGAAACCCUUUAAAGAGCCUCUUGGUGCUUCCCUUACGAUCAGCAUGAACAGUGUUCCUUCCCCUAUCCCCUUUGCCAGCCCCCCACAGGCAGAUUUCCACAUGGACAUGGGUUUGCCACCUGAUGAGCCAAUACCUGUAGCAGCCCUGCCAUGCAUGCAUGGCGAUGGAAGAAUGCCCAUCGAGGAAUGCAAGGCAGAAGUAAAACCUGGUUUGCUCUCCCCAGAAGUACCCCCUGGGGCUUCUAUUCUUCCUCCCCCUCCACCACCUUCUGUUCUUCCCAAAAGGAGGCCGGGUCGGCCGAGGCGGUCCCCACCUUCUGUCCUCUCGCUGGAUGUGUACUCGGGCAAAACCAUAGAGCCUCCUCCCAUGCCAGUGGCCUUGGUGGAAGGUCCUGUGGGCAAAGAGCUGUUGAGUGGACAUCCUGAUGCCUACUAUGGACUGAAAGACCCUGAAGCCGUCACCCUGGACUUCAGGAAUGACGGUUUCCACGAGAAAAUAGCAGCUGAGACAGUUGCAGAGAAACUGCCAUUCAAGGAGCUGGAGAACCAGUGGAAUGAAGACUUAAAGGAAGAAGAAGCUCACGCAAAACCUAAGAGACAGUGGCGAAGGCAGAAGAAGACAUCAGAGGAGCUGCCCAUGAUCCCUUCCCCUGAGUAUUCCCCACCCCAGCCGCAGUUCAGGCCACGCUCCGAGUUUGAGGAGAUGACCAUUUUGUAUGACAUCUGGAACGGAGGCAUCGACGAGGAGGAUAUCAAAUUCAUGUGUAUCACAUACGACCGCUUGCUACAGCAGGACAACGGUAUGGACUGGCUCAAUGACACCCUGUGGGUUUUCCAUCCUUCUACCAGCUUUUCUACCCCCAAGAAGAAGAAGAGGGAUGACGGGAUGCGGGAGCACGUGACGGGCUGUGCACGAAGCGAAGGCUAUUACAAAAUUGAUAAGAAGGACAAACUCAAAUACCUCAACAAUAGCCGAGCUUUUGCAGAGGAGCCUCCAGCUGACACACAGGGUAUGAGCAUCCCUGCCCAACCUCACGCUUCCACCCGGGCUGGUUCCGAGAGGCGAUCAGAGCAACGCAGGCUCCUCUCCUCCUUCACUGGUAGCUGCGACAGUGACCUGCUCAAGUUCAACCAGCUCAAGUUCCGGAAGAAAAAGCUAAAAUUCUGCAAGAGCCACAUUCACGACUGGGGCCUUUUUGCUAUGGAGCCCAUUGCAGCUGAUGAGAUGGUGAUCGAGUACGUGGGUCAGAACAUCAGGCAGGUCAUUGCUGACAUGCGAGAGAAGCGAUACGAGGAUGAGGGCAUUGGCAGCAGUUACAUGUUCAGAGUCGACCACGACACCAUCAUCGAUGCCACCAAAUGUGGGAACUUCGCCAGGUUUAUCAAUCACAGCUGCAAUCCAAAUUGUUAUGCUAAAGUGAUCACGGUGGAGUCUCAGAAGAAGAUCGUUAUCUACUCCAAGCAGCACAUCAAUGUGAACGAGGAAAUUACCUACGACUACAAGUUUCCAAUUGAGGAUGUAAAAAUCCCAUGUCUCUGUGGCUCUGAGAACUGCAGGGGAACCCUGAACUGAACUCAAGGUUUCUCUCAUCACACUUGCACCUUCGGCCAUGUCAAAACUGUGGUAACCAGGUGUGGUUGCACUUUGCCAAAAAAAGAGGAAAAA
Messenger RNA from Pseudopodoces humilis (Tibetan ground-tit), 6327 nucleotides. The record is from RefSeq and is a predicted model, not a curated record. Lineage: Eukaryota; Metazoa; Chordata; Aves; Passeriformes; Paridae.